Coregonus clupeaformis (lake whitefish) is the source of this 2195-nucleotide messenger RNA. RefSeq names its product calreticulin. Gene Ontology annotation, cellular component: endoplasmic reticulum; endoplasmic reticulum membrane. The transcript is spliced from 9 exons. NCBI's taxonomy places the organism in Eukaryota, Metazoa, Chordata, Actinopteri, Salmoniformes, Salmonidae. Bases 100 to 1356 code for a protein of 418 amino acids. The record is from RefSeq and is a predicted model, not a curated record. Gene Ontology annotation, biological process: protein folding. Gene Ontology annotation, molecular function: calcium ion binding.
AUUAUUAUAUAAUCUGUUUCCUUAUUCCUUCAGCGUUUAUAACAGUGUUUCAGGGGGGGAAAACGACACAGUUUACCUGGACAGCAGGACGGUGGAAGCAUGAGGGUCGCAGUGGCAAUAUUUGCAGUUUUUGCAUCGGUAGCUGUCACCAUUGACGCUACUGUAUACUUCAAGGAACAAUUUCAGGACGGAGAUGCAUGGAAGAGCCGGUGGCUUGUAUCGAAGCACAAGUCAGACUAUGGCGAGUGGAGACUGACUGCUGGGAAGUUUUAUGGCGACGCUGAGGCCGAUAAAGGUCUCCAGACCAGCCAGGACGCCCGUUUCUAUGCUAUGUCCAGCCGCUUUGAACCCUUCAGCAACGAGGGCAAGCCCUUGGUGGUCCAGUUCACUGUCAAACACGAGCAGAAGAUUGACUGUGGCGGCGGAUAUGUCAAAAUCUUCCCAGCAGACCUCGACCAGGCAGCUAUGCAUGGGGACUCGCAGUAUUACAUCAUGUUUGGGCCUGACAUCUGUGGCUACAGCACCAAGAAGGUUCACGUCAUCUUCAACUACAAAGGCAAGAACCACCUCAUCAAGAAAGAAGUCAAAUGCAAGGAUGAUGAACUGACACACCUGUACACUCUGAUCCUGAACCCGGACCAGACAUACGAGGUGAAGAUCAACAAUGAGAAGGUGGAGUCAGGCACUCUGGAGGAGGACUGGGACAUUCUGCCCGCAAAGACCAUCAAGGACCCCGAGGCCAAGAAGCCAGAGGACUGGGACGACAGGCCCAAGAUCGACGAUCCUACUGACACCAAGCCAGAGGACUGGGAGAAGCCUGAGAACAUCCCUGACCCUGAUGCUAAGAAGCCUGAUGACUGGGAUGUGGACAUGGAUGGAGAGUGGGAGCCUCCUAUGAUCCCCAACCCAGAGUAUCAGGGAGAGUGGAAGCCAAAGCAGAUUGACAACCCCGACUACAAAGGUACCUGGGUGCAUCCUGAGAUCGAUAACCCUGAGUACACAGCCGAUGCCUCCAUCUACAAGUUUGACAACAUUGGAGUGCUGGGUCUGGACCUGUGGCAGGUGAAGUCUGGCACCAUCUUUGACAACUUCCUGAUUAGUGAUGAUGUAAAGGAGGCGGAGGAGUUUGGAAACGAAACCUGGGGAACUACAAAGGAACCAGAAAAGAAAAUGAAGCAUGCACAGGAGGAGGAGGAGAGGAAAGCGAGAGAAGAGGAGGAGAAGAGCAAGAAGGACACAGCUGAUGAUGAGGGGGAUGAAGAUGAAGAGGAUGAUCCAGAGGAGGAGGAAGAUGAGGACAGCCCAACAGAAGAGGAGGAAGAGGAAACUCCCAAGAAGGACAAGGAUGAGUUGUAAAUGAAACCGAACAGAAUAUAUUUCUGUCCCGCCCUAUCUCCUCUCCAAUGGACUGACUGCUGUGCAUCAUCACGUUGAGUAAUACCCUAUGGACUUGCCCCUCCUGUGGCAACCUAUUUUUCAGGUGUAGGGGUGGGAAAGGGUUAAAGGGGCAGGCAAUGUUUGCCUUUUUUAAGGUGUUUAGGGUUGAAGAACUGGGUUUAAGUUUUAUGUUUCUGUGAGAAUGCUUAAUUUAGGAUAAUCUCCCCCUGUUCAGAAUGUGGUCUAUCCCGUCCCUGUGUCCUACAGUUGCUCUAGGUGUUGCUGCCACUAGGUGUUGCUGUCCCUGUGUCCUACAGUUGCUCUAGGUGUUGCUGCCACUAGGUGUUGCUGCCACUGGCUCCUUUGCUUUUAUCAUCAGCUACCAUCAGUUCAUCCCUUCAGUGUCAAAGCAAAGGACUAUUCCCCCCAUCCUUGUCAUCAAUCUUAUUUGAUGCUGUCUAUUUGGAGAAACAAAUCGGGUGCAUAUCAAUUGUAAUUUCUUUGCACGUUUUUCUAAAUGAUUUAUUUUUAUACAGUUGUAUGCAGUACUGUACCAUACAUUAUUAUAAUUAACAUCCAUUUAAUUUAUUCCCUCAUUAAAAUCAUCCUCUGUUUGUCCACCAUUCAUAACUCUCCAAUGAUCUGUGUUGUACAUGUUUCUGUCUCAGACCUUGCUUUAGUUGUAUGGCAGCCGCAGAGAUGACUAUCAGACUAAAGGAUCUAAACUGUGACUCACAAUCUUAAACAUGCGACUGUCCCCACAGCAUACUGUUUAAGUUUCAGUGAAUAAAUUAAGCUUUUUCUUUCAAUGAAAUACA